Clarias gariepinus (North African catfish) is the source of this 1740-nucleotide messenger RNA. RefSeq names its product inactive phospholipid phosphatase 7. Lineage: Eukaryota; Metazoa; Chordata; Actinopteri; Siluriformes; Clariidae. The transcript has 2 exons. Gene Ontology annotation, molecular function: sphingosine-1-phosphate phosphatase activity. The record is from RefSeq and is a predicted model, not a curated record. Bases 83 to 925 code for a protein of 280 amino acids. Gene Ontology annotation, cellular component: nuclear envelope.
GUGUGUGUGUGCGCGCGCUAACAAUACUAUUCUAAAUUACGAUUUGUUUAUUAUUUCUUUUAGUUUGUUCUCAGUUCGCGAGAUGCCGUGUAACCCGAGCCGGGUGCGCGCGCGGGAGCGGGGGGACGUGCUGGGGCGCGCGGAGUUCCUGUCCCUGCACGCGCCACAGCAGCGUCAUGGCGGCGCGCCGCGCAGACCGACCUGCACCAGACCGCGCCACGAGCACGCGCCGCAGCCGCCCGUGGACGGCGUGAAGGAGCGCGCGGAGGCGCCGCGCUGGCCGGAGGAGGACUGCAUGCGGCUGAACCCGUCUCUCAGGGGCAUCGCGGUCAGCGCGCUCCGGGCCGCAGACAUCCACCUGUCCAAGCGCCUCGGCGUGUGCGCGCGCGCGUCCUCGUCGUGGGGCAGCGCGCGCUCCGUCGUCGCCUUGCUCGCCUUCACCGGGCACGCGCUCACGUGGAUCGGCGGCACGCUGGUGUGUCUGAGCCGCAGCAGCACCGAGGCGGGACAGGAGGUGCUGAUCAACCUGCUGCUGGCGCUUGUCCUCGACAUCCUGACAGUAGCUGGAGUGCAGAAACUGGUAAAGCGCAGAGGACCAUGGGAAAUGAACCCGGGCUUCCUGGACUUUGUGGCCAUGGAUGUGUACUCGUUUCCUGCAGCCCAUGCCAGCAGGGCGGCGAUGGUGUCUCGGUUCCUGCUAUCCCACCUGGUCCUGGCCGUGCCGCUCAGGGUUCUGCUGGUCCUGUGGGCCUUUCUGGUCGGACUUUCCCGGGUUCUGCUCGGGCAGCACCAUGUGACUGACAUGGCGUGCGGCUUUGCGCUCGGUUCACUCAAUUUCAACCUGAUGGAGAUGGUGUGGCUGCCGUCCGGUGCCUGCCAGACACUGCUCUCAAUAUGGACGUUCAGCUGGAUCCCCUUCCGCUAAAACACACACACACACACACACGUUAGCAUUUAGUUUUUAAUGACUUCUUUACUUGUCUUUAUUGGUUAGCAGUGUGUUAAUCUCAGUGUGAUCAUCAUUUGGUUUAGUGUUUUGGAUUUCUAGUGAAUCUCGAUGUCUGUUUUCAAAGAGAUCACUGGUACAUGUGAUAUAACAUUGUCAUAUAUUAUCACAUGUAGUCAGUUCUAAUCUGAUUGAUGUAUUAAUCAAGAGUUUUAUUUAGGAAUUGGGUAAACAGGAGCUGAAACGUGACCUACUUAUUACAUUUACAUUUACAGCAUUUGGCAGACCCUCUUAUCCAGGGACAACCUGCUGGUCGUGAGAUUUUAACCUGGAACCUUCUGAACCAUAGUCCAAUGCCUUAACCACUGAGCGACCCCUGACCCCUUAUAAUUAAGAUGAUUUGCAAAAGAGGUGCUGCACAAACAAACACCGUAAAGCGAAGAUAGCUAAGUGUGUCCGACAACAUAUAGGCAACUCCUCAGUAAGUAUAUGACAUAGCAUUAGCUAGCUAUUGGAGUGUAGGCUAAUCAGGUUUGUAAAAUCAGGCAUGUUCAUCACAUAGCAAGAUAAUCUUGUUGCUAAGUCUUGCUAAAUAAGUGAUGCAAAUUUUUAAAAAUCUGGUAACUUUAACCGCCUUCUGUUGCCUCGAAAUUGUGUCUGACUCGAUGGUAUUCUGUAUGAAUGAUUGAUUAUGAAUCUUUUUGCUUCAGAUGACAUCAUUACGAUCACACACAGCUCCGCCUUCACAGUGUAAGGCAGGGGUUCAGGAGCACAGAAAGAUUGCUGGUGUGUGU